Messenger RNA from Balaenoptera ricei (Rice's whale), 1563 nucleotides. RefSeq names its product DnaJ heat shock protein family (Hsp40) member C18 (gene DNAJC18). The transcript is spliced from 8 exons. Gene Ontology annotation, molecular function: Hsp70 protein binding. The record is from RefSeq and is a predicted model, not a curated record. The coding region runs from base 382 to 1458 and encodes 358 amino acids. Gene Ontology annotation, biological process: cellular response to misfolded protein. Gene Ontology annotation, cellular component: endoplasmic reticulum membrane. NCBI's taxonomy places the organism in Eukaryota, Metazoa, Chordata, Mammalia, Artiodactyla, Balaenopteridae.
AUGUCACCCUCUAGCCCAUAGUUUGCAAAGCCUUUCCCAGGAUAGAUCUCAUCGCGUCUCUUUGAACGUCCGAAGUGUUAGGCGGGGCCAAAGCCACUACCCCCACUCUACAAAUGAGGAAAAGCGCGACCCGCGUGGCCACACUUUCAGGCUGAGAGCCGCUAGCUAUAAAGCAGUCAACUGGCAGCAAGGGUCGCGCCCCUUUACACCACUGCAUCUGCGACCCCUGGCGCGAUCCCUGCCGGGAAUUGUAGUCCAAUGAACCUCAGCUCCUAUGGAUUGGACUACAAUGACCAGCAUGCCCCGCGCUUUUUUGCGCCCCCUUCCCUUUCAGCCUCGGGCGCGGGGGAGGCUCGGCAGACCUGCUGACUGGGAAGCGGUAUGGCAGCGACACUGGGCAGCGGGGAGCGCUGGACGGAAGCUUACAUUGAUGCAGUUAGAAGAAACAAAUACCCAGAAGACAGACCUCCUGAAAGUCAUGACCCCUGUGGUUGCUGUAACUGCAGGAAGGCACAAAAGGAAAAGAAGUCUGAGCAUGAGUGGAAUCAAACCCGACAGGGUGAGGGGAAUGCCACUUAUACUGAGGAGCAGCUGCUUGGAGUACAAAGGAUCAAGAAAUGCAAAAAUUACUAUGAAAUUCUGGGGGUUUCACGAAAUGCCAGUGAUGAAGAGCUUAAGAAAGCUUACCGAAAACUCGCCCUGAAAUUUCAUCCUGACAAGAACUGUGCUCCUGGAGCAACAGAUGCUUUCAAAGCAAUAGGAAAUGCCUUUGCAGUCCUGAGCAAUCCUGAGAAGAGACUCCGCUAUGAUGAAUAUGGAGAUGAACAGGUGACUUUCACUACCCCUCGAGCCAGACCUUAUAAUUAUUACAGGGACUUUGAAGCCGACAUCACUCCAGAAGAGCUGUUCAACGUCUUCUUUGGAGGACAUUUUCCUACAGGAAACAUUCAUAUGUUUUCAAACGUGACAGAUGACCCCCACUAUUACCGCCGGCGGCACCGACAUGAGAGGAUGCAGACACGGAAGGAAGAGGAAGAAGAUAAGCCUCAGACUACAUAUUCUGCAUUUAUUCAGUUACUUCCAGUUCUGGUGAUUGUGAUUAUAUCUGUGAUUACUCAGCUGCUAGCUGCUAAUCCCCCAUAUAGUCUAUUCUAUAAAUCGACCUUGGGCUACACCAUUUCUAGAGAAACCCAGAACCUACAGGUGCCUUACUUUGUGGAUAAAAACUUUGACAAGGCCUACAGAGGAGCAUCUCUGCGUGACCUGGAGAAGACGAUAGAAAAGGAUUACAUUGAUUACAUCCAGACAGGUUGUUGGAAGGAGAAACAACAAAAGUCAGAGUUGACCAAUUUGGCAGGAUUAUACAGAGAUGAACGAUUGAAACAGAAGGCAGAGUCGCUGAAACUUGAAAACUGUGAAAAACUUUCCAAACUGAUUGGCCUACGCAGAGGUGGCUGAGAGGAUGGUAGUCCUAUGCAGGCUCGGGGUUUUGCUACGUGUUACUGUUUAUGUUCCUAAUUCCAUUGUAUAAUACAAAAUUAGGAAAUGAUGAACAUUUUACAA